Molecule: messenger RNA, 516 nt
Organism: Cariama cristata (Red-legged seriema)
Lineage: Eukaryota; Metazoa; Chordata; Aves; Cariamiformes; Cariamidae
Gene: TERF1
Product: telomeric repeat binding factor (NIMA-interacting) 1
Exons: 5
Molecular function (GO): telomeric repeat DNA binding; protein homodimerization activity
Source: RefSeq, a predicted model, not a curated record
AUGAUUGGCUGUCAACAAGAAGGUCCAUUCAAACUGAAGGAAGUGCAGAAAGCGCUUAUUAACGGCCUCUCCAAAAUACCUACACAACAGAAAAAAACAGUGUAUAUUUGUCAGCUUUUGAUAAGAAUUGCAAAAGGAAAAAACCUUGAAUGCCAUUUUGAAAAUGAUCAAAGAAUUUCACCUUUGGAAUCUGCUCUGUCUUUCUGGACUUUACUUGAAAGGAAAGAAAUUAAACUGGAAAAGCUUCAUGAAGAUAUUCGUCGCUUGAUUCAAAUUCAGAUUGUAGCAGUCCAUAUGGAAAAUGGAUAUUUCAAGGAGGCUGCUGAAGUUCUUGAAAGGCUAUUCACAGACUCGGAAUCAGAUAAGCCGUUAAGGGUGAAGCUGGCAAUGGUAAUUAAAAGCAAGGAUCCGUAUGUUCCCCUUCUCCAAAGCUUCAGUUACAAUCUUUUGAUACGUAAAAUCAAGACUUACACUGAACUCUUCAUGAAAGACAAUGAAACUACCUUCUUAAUACAG